CCGGCUGUGCUUGUUUUGAACAAAAGUAGAUCAAUAACAUGAAGAUUGUGUUUUUGAAUUACACCAUCUGUGAAUAUCCUUAAGCUUUCAAUUUGCCUUGCAUAAUAAGCUACAGGCCAUGUGAUAAAUAGUAGUCCAGUAGUAUGUGAUUCAGUGUACAGGGUGGGCACUUCCUGGUUUCUGGCGGUAAAUGUGCAAUGCCUUAUGUGUUCUGAUUGCUUUGCCCAUUACAGGUGUAGUACAGGUGUGGACAUACCUCGUUUAACUGCUACACCUGUCAGGUGGUAUAUCAAAUCGGGUCCAAGGGUAUAAUAUUACCCACACCAAGUUUAUGAUUUCAGCUCUUCACUAAGAUAAACCCAUAUAGUCGUGUUUUCAGCCAUGAUUGUUUCAGGAGGUACAAGCGUCUAUAGCUAUGGGCCAUUUUAAACAUUCAACUAUGAAUGUAACAUCCCAUUGAAAUGAGGAUUUUAAUAUAUCAAUGACGCAGAAUAUAUGGCUGACAGAAAUCUUCAGAAAAAUCACAUUACCCCGAGAAGUUCCGGAAUGUCUAUCGACCCGGAAACGCGCUUUACGAAGCUGGACAAAAUAGGAAAAGGUUCAUUUGGAGAAGUGUUCAAAGGGAUUGAUAACGGCUCACAGCAAGUGGUGGCCAUCAAAAUUAUAGACUUAGAGGAAGCAGAGGAUGAAAUAGAAGAUAUUCAACAGGAAAUUAUGGUCUUGUCACAAUGUGAUAGUCCCUUCGUCACAAAAUACUUUGGGUCCUAUCUCAAGGGGUCUAAAUUAUGGAUUAUUAUGGAGUACUUGGGUGGGGGCUCGGCGCUGGAUCUGAUGAAGGCUGGACCAUUCUCAGAGUCUGACAUUGCCAUUAUAUUAAGGGAAAUCCUAAAAGGACUAGAGUAUCUACAUGCAGAGAGGAAAUUACACAGAGAUAUCAAAGCUGCCAAUGUGUUGUUGUCGGAGAAUGGCGACGUAAAACUAGCAGACUUCGGUGUGGCAGGACAGCUCACCGAUACAAUGGGCAAACGUAACACAUUUGUAGGCACGCCGUUCUGGAUGGCUCCGGAAGUGAUCAAACAGUCGGCAUACGAUACCAAGGCUGAUAUAUGGAGCUUGGGCAUCACUGCCAUAGAGUUGGCCAAGGGCGAGCCCCCAAACUCCGAACUCCAUCCCAUGAGAGUGUUAUUUCUUAUACCCAAAAACAAUCCUCCUCAACUGACAGGAAACUACAGUAAAAGCUGCAAGGAGUUUGUAGAACAAUGUCUGAAUAAAGACCCUAAUAAUAGACCACAAGCUAGAGAAUUAUUACGACACCCUUUCAUCCGACGGGCGAGAAAAACGACAUAUCUCACAGACCUUAUUGACCGCUUUAAGCGGUGGAAGAUGGAGAAAGGCAAUAAUGUGGACAGUGAUGACAGCGACAGUGAAGGGGAGGUUGACGAGAAUGACAUGCAAGUUGAUUGGAUUAUGACAAUGAAGGAAGCCGAUGUGGUCAAACAACAGCUGAUGGCAAACCUUAAUGGUCAAGACAAGGGACAGGGUAAUAUGUACCCUAGCUCUGGAUCGGCCCUCACUAUGGGGAGCCAAGGGUUGAUAAGGAGCACAACCCCGCCCCUAGACAUCCCCGUGGAGGAGGCGGAGGCAGACUACCCCAUUGACGAUGAUGAUAACAUGAUACACGCCUCCCCAGCGGCAGUGACGUCGAAGGAGUCUGGGAAGCGACCCGCACCUCCUGCCCCGCCCAGUGGGGGGCAGGACGACUCCAAUCGACACUCAAACUAUGAGAAACGCCCUGCCCCCGCGCCUCCUGAUAACAGAACGGUAAUCAGUGCCUCGUACGACGACGUUAUUAUAAACAAUGGAGGUAAAAUGCCAGCCCUUGCCAGCAGAGGGACUGAAGAGUCUAAUGUUAUGCACUCUGGAAAUCUACGAGGGAAAAAUAUGGGGAGUGAUCCAGAUUUUACUCGAGAUCGCCAAAACUCUUCUCAUAUGCACGCAUCUCCAGUACAUAAGGGACCCAUCAUUCAUAGUAGGGCAGAGUCAGCCCCGGCCCUUAACGUUAACCGGAUGGAACCUACGGGGGUAGUGCACCUGCGUAGUAGCUCUGAUAUCACGCCUCCAUUAGUGUCCCCCUCCAAACCUAACUACUAUGCCCAGCAUCCCUCCUCCUCAAACGUCGCCUCGUCUCCCGGCCACGCCCCAAACAACCACCAUCAGUACCGUGACCAGCAACAACAACAUCGCGAACAACAACGACAAUUAUCACGACCCAAAUCCCAGUAUGAUAUGCCUACUAGCAAUAAUCAUCAGUCAGACCAACACUUGGACCGGUUCGCUCAAGCCAAGGAUAUGGCACAUGGACCAUACGGUGGAUAUUAUAGGCCUCAGGCCCCUCAGCCUCCCAGGCCAGUGUCGAUGCCCGAUAUCCCUCGUCUGUCACCCAGUCUCACUUCAACAGUUGUUCCGUUACUUUCAAAGCUAAAGGAAGACUACAAAGAGGAAUACCGUCGAAAUGGUCGGCCUAUUCAAAGAACAGAGGCAGUGGAUGAACUCAGGAAUGCCUUUGAGCUGGCCGAGAAAUCCUGUCCUGGCAUCACAGACGAUUUAGUGGCUGGACUUAUGGGGAGGCUAGCUAUGUCACACAUGUCCGAGCAAGAUAUCCGGAGAGCAGUUGAUAAGGUCAAGAGAUAGGCUGUCCGAGCCAGUGAAGUGCUUUUCUCGAACUAUCUUUGCAAACUUGUGCAUGGUUCCCAAUGGAGUACAACAACGCUUGGUCGGCCAUAACAGAUUAUACAUACACCAUUCCCAGGGCGUCUGCUGUGCAGCAUGCAACAGGUCAUGUGAUCUAUCGUACAUCUGCCGUGCGGUGGUCAAUAGGUCCUAUGACUUAUGGCAUGUCUGCCACAAGGCAAGUAACGGGUCAUGUGACUUAUCGUUGAACAUGAUAACAUAGUGACAUUUCUCAUUUGAAUGGGACAAUUUUUUACCAAAAAAAAAUGUGUUGUUGGUUUAUUUGCCAUUGACAGACAAGCAAAGUGCAAAAAUUACUAUGUGAUACUUUCUGUAGAUGUGUGGGUGAGUGGAGAACGGAGAUCCCAGCAAAGACGACCGGGUGCUUUUAUAGAGACCUACUAAUGGAUAUGUAGUGCAUCACAGUUUUAUAACAUUCAUUAUGUAAAACUGAUGUGGUAGAAAAAACGACUAUGGAACAGUACUGUGCCCCGACCAAUCAGUUCAGCUUUUACCUGUGUCUCACACGUAGUUAGCCAAUCAAUGGCAGCCAGCUCCUCAUAUCGGUUGCUGUAUAUUUAAAUGAAUUUUCCAGUUUUCAGAUUUUUUGCAUUAUGUCAAUGCUUAAUGUUGAAUGUUUUUCUUGAGGCUAAGAUUAAAUCUCUUCAAGUGAAGUUCUUGGAAUGAAUGAACGGUUGAAACAUUUGGUUUAAAAUCUGGCUACAAUGAAAUUGCUUCUUUUUUUCCCCCGCUGAUUUUCGCUCUUUUAAUGUUUUUUUCUCAAAAAUGGGGGAUAAAUCGAGAGACGAUGUCUGCAUGCUUUUCUGAUUAUUUGUGAACAUGACCUUGUCUCAAGGAAACUAUUAUGGUGGUACAUGUGUAAUUAGUACCGUAUUUGACUUAAUAUGCUCCCUCAGCACUGGUCAGUUUGGGGAUAUGCUCCCUCAGCACUGGUCAGUUUGGGGAUAUGCUCCCUCAGCACUGGUCAGUUUGGGAUAAUUAUCAGAACAAUUGCAGACUUCAAAACAUUCUCAUAAAGAAAAAGGCAUAAGGGAAAAUUAUUUCCAGAAAAUUGGUGCAUUAUGAUCGGGGGGAUGCUGAUCUUAGAGAGAAAAAGGAUAGAAGUGCUAAUAAUCUGAGAUUUAUCUACCUCUUUUCCACAAGGGCCUGUGCCUUGUGACUUUCGGAAAAUAUCACGCACAAAAAGCAUGAUUUUGGGAAAAAGAAGAAAUUUUUGCAUUGAUUUUGAGAAAACACAGCAGAAAUUAUCUCAAGAGAAGGGGGGUUUACAAAGGCCCAAAAUUCACGUUUAUAUAAUCACUGAUAAUGGAUGGGGCCAUUUUUAGGUUGAUCACUGUGUACUUAACCAUAAAAGGAAAGUUGUCUUCAUUAAAUAUGUAUAACACAUAAGUCUUUUGUUAACAUUCUAUCAGGCCAAAUAUAAACAAAUAUAUGUUUGUCAUACAUAAUGUGUCUACGAUGAACGUUUGUUUUUCCAGGUGAAUGUAAUUCCUAAUAGGAAAAAAGGUAAAAACUCCAAAACAGAAUUAAAAUUGUGAAGGUUUGACUGAAAUUGUUCAGGUCAUUUUUAAUUAAAGGGGUAAUAGUCUAAUAGAUGUACACUUUCAUGAAUGAUCUUACAGUAAAUAUUUUUGAAUUCUGACUUUUCUCGUCUGAGAGACUUAUUAGGUUUUUUUAGAACAUUUAUGUAUGUAUCUGUAUAUUUCCUUUUCUGAGUUUCAAAGAUUUUGUUUGGUCACCAGUAAUGCGACCCUUUAUUCAUUAUAGGAAUAGAUGUACAAUAUUUAACAUGUAUUUAUUUUCAUCAUGAAUCAAGAAUGCUUACUGUAAAGCUAUGGUUUAUAGAUUCUGUUAUAGUCUGUUUCAGAUUUAAGACUGAAUCUAAGAAUAGUCUGUUUCAGAUUAAUAACUGAAUCUCAGUAUAGUAUAGUCUGUUUCAGAUUUACGACUUAAUCUAAGUAUAGUCUGUUUCAGAUUAAUAACUGAAUCUAAGUAUAGUAUAGUCUGUUUCAGAUUUACAAAUGAAUCUAAGAAAAGUCUGUUUCAGAUUUUGGCUAAACUUGUGGUACGAAAUAUGUUCUAUUAUUCCAACAGAAUGAACAGUAAGUGCUACAUAAGGAUAUUUUUCUGAAGCAGACUAUACAGAUUUUUUGUACCCUUUUUGUUAAUCUGAACCAUAGGUUGAGUAUGAAUACUUUCCAAUGAGAAAGUAAACAACAACAGACUCACAUUUAUAUAUAAAUAUAUAUAAUCUUUGUAUCAUUUAUCACAUUCCCUGUCUCUAGCCUAAUGUUCAUAGUGUAAUCAGAAUUAAAAGUAUUUUACUUCGCACAAGGUUUUGUUUUGCCGAAAGUAUCAUGGCAGUUUUAUGAGAAUGAGUGUGAAAGAGAUUGUUGCAGCAGUUAUAUGAGAAUGAGUGGGAUCAUGAGGUUACCAUAACUGUUUCCUGAGUGGGGAUGGGGUGAGAGAAAUAAUACAGGCUUCAAAAUCAAGACACUUCGGAAAAUAUUAGUUAUCAAUUUUUGUCAUAAUUUACAGAAUGUUUACCGGUUUGCAUAUAUUGAAAUUUGUUGUCAGAAUUUAUUGUACAGGUCAUUUUAUGAUUUAUUCAUUACAACUGAAAAGUAAUUGUAGAAAUUAUUAGAAACUUGAUGAGUUCUGACUUUCUUUAAUUAAGUUUCAUAUGAUAUUUGUCUAUAAUUUUGAUGCACUCCUCUGAGACUAGAAGUAUUACAAAGUACUUAACUCAUUCACCCCUGAAGACACAUUUGAACCUUCCAAUUAAAAGAUCGGAAUAGUUCAUUAUGAAAUUUCAGGGAUGAAAGUACUUAGUAUUAAACAUUUCCUUCUAAUUAUAGAAACAUGUCUUCUGACCUCAAGAUCAUUCAACAUCUUCUCCUAACUGUGGAAAUAUUGUAAUAACCCUCAGACCUUAAAAACAUUCUCCUUACCUAAAAACAUUCUCCUUACCUAGAAUCGUUCUACUUAACUUCUUUUGGCCUCGGAAGCAUUACGUUUACUCCUUACUUCAGUAUCUGUCUCUUUGACUUAGGAUUGACGCUCAAAUUGUUCUCCUGACCUUUGAUUUAUUCUCCUGACCUUUGAUUUAUUCUCCUGACCUUAGACUUAUUCUCCUGACCUUUGACAUGCAUGCUGUCUCUUUCAUAUGAUUGAGGUUAAUACUUAUUCUUUGAACUGCUGUUAUUUGUUUAAUCACGAGAAUCCAUGUUUUGUACAUUACAUGUUAAGAAUCUGUCGGCAUUCGGCAGUAUUUGUUGUGUAAGUGAGAAAUGAAUGAAUUCGCAAAAGCAACUGAUGUAUAUAAUCCUAAAUACCAUGUACAUAGCAAAUCUCAUACAAUCAUUCCAUAUGGGCGUUAGUUUAAUGGUCUUUCAGCACUUGUACAGUCUAAAAAAUGCAGGGAAGAGUAUAACCCAUAAUAUCACAAUGUACUUGUAACCCCUCUUGAUUGAUGCUUCGGACAUCUUAUAUAGUCUUGUCCAUUUUACACUGCCCUGUUACCAAAGCUAGUAAAUCUCUCAAGUGGCAGACGCACCUUCUCUCUAACCGGCUUUGUUUUAACUCAUUCACCCCUGAAAUUUCAUAAUGAACUAUUCCAACCUUUGAAUUGGAAGGGUUCAAAUGUGUCUUCAGGGGUGAAUGGGUUAAGAAGCAAUGGCCUCUUAGUCUCCCAAGCGAAAUCUUUUCUACCUAGCAAACAGACCUGCUGGGGAGGAGGUCACUGUUAGCGACGCAGACUUUUCUCUUUUGCUAGCAAUAAUCACUUUAGAAAUAUUUGAUUCCUCUCUCACUGGCUAGACCCAAGGGGCUUGUUUUCCCGCCUAAAUGUCCCGAUACUAGGACCUAUGUCAACACUUUAUAUGUUUCAGGGUAUGUAUAAGGUAUAGGUUGGCAUUCCUUUGUCCCAAAAUGCACAACCUUGAGAGAAUGUACAGCAACAUAAUAUGUGGUUUAUGAGAAAGAACAUGCAGCAGCGCAUAGAGAGAGAUGGAAGUAGAGGUUGAGAAAAAUCAGAGAUUUUGAGGGAAAGUGUGAUAUAGAGAUGGAAAGAAAGUUUAAUAUAAAUACAGAGAAAUAGUGAGGAAGUUAGGAGGAAUGAAAAUGUGGGCAUUUUAAAAUUUAAACAGAAAGAAUGGAAAACGUAAGAUAGUAUAGAGAGAAAGUGUGAUAGGAAGUAAAAAAUCAAGAUGGAGAGAAAAUGUGAGAAAUAUGGAGGAAGAGAAACUACAAGAUGGAGUGCGUUGAAAGUGGGAGUGUGUAAAAAUUCCAAGAAAGUAGAAGAAAGUUUGAGAAAUAAGAGGUCAACAGGAAUGCUUUAAUCUCUCUAAUUGUCUAUUGAUAAAAACUGAGUUGUACAGAAAAUUAUAAUCUACCCUUCCUGCAAAUGCCAAAGCUGGCAAAAAUAUUGUUGCUUUUUUCAGAGACUUUGUUUUCAUAUAGGAUUUCUUUUCCAAUUAAACUUUAUUUCACACUUAUUUAGUCAGGCUGUAAAUAUGGAAAUAUUUAAUGAAUUAUUCAGAAGCUGAGAAACCAAAAGCACCAAAGCUUGAUAACAUACAAACAUAAAAUAUUGAUACGGUUUUCCUAAACUUCUUUAAAUCAUGACAAUACAGCAUGCGUUAGUAUUAAUACUGAUAAGUCAGCG
Messenger RNA from Mizuhopecten yessoensis (Yesso scallop), 7417 nucleotides. RefSeq names its product serine/threonine-protein kinase 25-like. Gene Ontology annotation, molecular function: ATP binding; protein kinase activity. The coding region runs from base 496 to 2691 and encodes 731 amino acids. The record is from RefSeq and is a predicted model, not a curated record. The transcript is spliced from 18 exons. NCBI's taxonomy places the organism in Eukaryota, Metazoa, Mollusca, Bivalvia, Pectinida, Pectinidae. Gene Ontology annotation, biological process: protein phosphorylation.